AUGAGGGCACUCUCCUUUGCCGGAAACUCCUCUCUCAGGACCAUUGCUGAUUACAGCAGUUACUCUCAAUUAUGGCUGGAUUCCCACACGCUGGCUGGGAAUGCUGCCCUCAUCCUGGUCAUUGUGACAGACAGUGCUCUUCAUGCACCCAUGUACCUCUUCCUGUGCCUUCUUUCGCUCACCGACCUGGCUCUCAGCUCCACCACGGUGCCUAAGAUGCUGUCCACUUUAUGGCUGCAUGCUGGAGAGAUUUCCUUUGGUGGAUGCCUGGCCCAGAUGUUUUGUGUCCAUUCUAUCUAUGCUCUGGAGUCCUCAAUGGCCCACACAUACUGUGAGCACAUGGGCAUCGCUCGCCUGGCCUGUGCCAACAUCACUGUCAAUAUUGUCUAUGGGCUGACUGUGGCCCUGCUGGCCAUGGGUCUGGAUGCCAUCCUCAUUGCCAUUUCCUACGGCUUUAUCCUCCAUGCUGUCUUCCGCCUUCCAUCUCAAGAUGCCAGGCACAAGGCUCUGAGUACCUGUGGCUCCCACCUGGGGGUCAUCCUGGUCUUCUACAUUCCUGCCUUCUUCUCCUUCCUCACCCACCGUUUUGGCCAGCACCGAGUCCCCAAGAAUGUGCACAUUUUUCUGGCCAACCUGUACGUGCUGGUGCCUCCUGUGCUCAACCCGAUCAUCUAUGGGGCUAGGACCAAGGAGAUUCGGAGCCGACUUCUGAGGCUGCUUCACUUGGGAAAAAUUUCAACAUGA
Puma concolor (puma) is the source of this 744-nucleotide messenger RNA. NCBI's taxonomy places the organism in Eukaryota, Metazoa, Chordata, Mammalia, Carnivora, Felidae. The record is from RefSeq and is a predicted model, not a curated record.